Messenger RNA from Pedinophyceae sp. YPF-701, 792 nucleotides. The record is from the annotation of a GenBank genome assembly. NCBI's taxonomy places the organism in Eukaryota, Viridiplantae, Chlorophyta, Pedinophyceae.
AUGGGCUGUGAGCGCCCGGCCUCAGCUUCGCACGACGACAUCGGAGACAGCCAGGGAGAGGCCCGCCCCGGUGCAGAGGCGAUGACCUGCGCCACCAGCGACGUUGCGGCGCGGGCAGACGCGGGCGUGGCGUCCCCGACAGCCACUCUCAGCUCACACAGACUCCUCGUGCCCGGAUUCGUGUCGAUGAGAGAGCUUGCGGCGAAAGAACGCACGGGCCUCGACGGCGGCAAGCCCAGUGCGCUGACGGAGGCCGACCUGGAGCAGAUCAGACGCAUCAGGGCCCUGAGCGCCGAGAACUCGACCCCGGCCGUCGUGGUUCCGGGGCUACUGUUGGGCGGAUCGGCGACCGCCUGCGACUGGGACUGCUUCCAGGAGCACGGCAUCACCCACGUCGUCAACGCGUGCCCGUCGCUGCCGAACUUCUUCCUCUGUCGCGGCAUUCACUACCACAGGGUCGAUAUCGAGGACGUCCCGGAGGCGGACCUCGCCGGGCAGCUCCCCGCAGCGCUGGACUUCAUCGAGUCGGCCCUGGCCGCGGGCGGCAUCGUCCUGGUGCACUGCCACGCCGGCGUAUCCCGCUCCGUCGCGGUCACGUCCGCGUACCUGAUCCUCAAGAAGGGUAUGACGUUCGAGCAGUCCAUGGAGACCAUCUGGAAGGUGCGGCAGCAGGCGCGGCCCAACAUGGGGUUCGCCCUCCACCUGCGCUCGCUGGAGAAGCACCAGCCCGGCAGCGACAAGGCGCCCCCGCGCCGCUCCUGGUCGCGGCGCUCCAAGGACCUCAGGAAGUGA